AUGUCUGGUGCUUCGCACGACCCACGCCUUCUCUACAGCGUCAACAACAUUCGCGCUUUUCACAUUCAAGAUGGCGAAGAGCAGGAGCUCACUCCCUCCGGUCCGCAGACGCUGUCCUUGCUAAUGGUCCCAACGGCUACUUCAGCGCCGACGCCGCCAUAUGCUGCCGGCGCCAGCACUGAACCAGAGGAGGACUUCUAUCUUCACCUUUAUCUCCCUCCGGAAUUGGACCUUGCCCUUCCUGCCACUACACAGAUCUUCCACCAACCACCGGAUAGCUAUCUGAUCCCUCGUUGGGAUAUGGCCCCCGAUGUUGGCGCCUUUAUCCGAAUUCAAUUCCCCAGUAUUGGGUCGGGGCCCAAUAAGGUGAUGCAAGAUGAUAUCGAUACUUUCGAAACAAUCCUUGCGCAAUGCACUGCAUUCCACGACCGUGCGGCUUCGAGUGGAAAGUCGGAUGGUUACGCCGCGUACAACCCCGCCGACUAUGCACCCGGUGAAGGUUAUGUCACGUCGCCCGAUACCAAGCGGUCCGAUCUGCACGGCAAGAUAGUACUCAUUGACGAAGAGGAUGGAAGCGUCGUCGGAGAAUUGGGAGAUGGGUACAACGUGGUGGAGGAUGCGGAUGUAAAGCCUGGAUCUAAACGCCCCGUGGGAAUUGAGCUUCCUAGCGAAGGAGAGGGCAACCGAGUCAGUGUCAGCAAUGUUUCCGAAGAAUACCUGGCUAUGUCGCGCCACCCGGCAUAUCAAAACUCCACAAUCGUUCAGACAUCGGCAACAGCAUCUCGUUUGAUUGUUGCAACAUCAACCUCUCUGGCCAAUUACAUCACUAGCGGAGCAGAUGGCUUCACCAAGAAGACGAAGCCGAACCCCAAGCCGCUGACCUUCUCCGAUGCCACGCACGCACGCAUCCGCAAGAUUGGCACCUACUCCAAUGGUGCUGCUGAUAUUUCUUCGCGCACAGUUGGACAGGUAGAGAAGGUUGCACAGAGCAUUGGUGCAUCGUUGGCGCGCAAAGAGGGCAAACCCAAGGGCUUCAGCAAAGGCAACCCACCACCCGACUACAAGCCGGGCGUGCUGAACAAGUCGAUGAUUGCUUUCUCAACCCUUGCCGAUGGCAUUCAGGAGGGUGCCCGAAACAUCCUUCUUACCGGUUCCCAGGCUGCCAGUACAGUUGUCAGCCACCGCUACGGUGACCAAGCCGGCACAGUCGCCAACAAUCUGACAGGUGGUAUUAAGAAUGUCGGAUUGGUGUACAUUGAUGCCACUGGCGUAAGCCGACGUGCACUGCUCAAGUCUGUCGCGAAGGGCAUGGUCGUGGGUAAAAUGCGCGACGGUCAGCAGGUGGUGGUUGGCGGCGGCGACGGUGGCCAGCUUCCCACCGAGGCCGCCGGCCCUUCUGGCCUCGGACGGGAUCCAGUUGCCCGGGGCCCAUCACCGAACCCCACCCCACCUCCUGCAUACGAUGCAUCAGGAACGAUGUCAAUGGGUGGUGCGUCUAUGUCAGGGGGGAAGCGCUAG
Messenger RNA from Penicillium atrosanguineum, 1518 nucleotides. Its product is annotated as senescence-associated domain-containing protein. The transcript is spliced from 2 exons. The record is from RefSeq and is a predicted model, not a curated record. Bases 1 to 1518 code for a protein of 505 amino acids. Gene Ontology annotation, biological process: cell division. NCBI's taxonomy places the organism in Eukaryota, Fungi, Ascomycota, Eurotiomycetes, Eurotiales, Aspergillaceae. Gene Ontology annotation, cellular component: plasma membrane.